Messenger RNA from Peromyscus eremicus (cactus mouse), 1497 nucleotides. It is a transcript of the gene Wdr5b, whose product is annotated as WD repeat domain 5B. Lineage: Eukaryota; Metazoa; Chordata; Mammalia; Rodentia; Cricetidae. Gene Ontology annotation, molecular function: histone binding. The record is from RefSeq and is a predicted model, not a curated record. The coding region runs from base 368 to 1354 and encodes 328 amino acids. The transcript has a single exon. Gene Ontology annotation, cellular component: Set1C/COMPASS complex.
UCCUGUGGUGCGUCCCCGGCUCUUGAGCCUCUCAAAUCCUGUUUAGUGUGGCGUCCUCAGUCGCUCAUGGUUCUCAGGUAUUUUGGAUCUGGGGAGGGCGUGGAAGAGGACUUUCUGUGCAGCCCCCUAAUCCCCUAGGACGACCUAGUCCUUUAACCUCACCCAGCAAGAGUACCAAUGUCAGAACCACUGUGAUCUCGGACUCUACCGAAGAAAGCGAGAGGAGAGUGGUCCAAACCUCGCGGAUUCUGUGCCGAACCUAAAGACGAGCCCAUGUUACAGUCAAAACCCUGCGCCUUCGAAAGGCAGGUUUCAAUUUCUACAAGGUUCGAGGCAGGACGCCUGCGCAAACUGUAGAGCCCAAGCUAUGGCGACCGAGCAUCCCCCAGCAGAGGGAGCACAGUCGGCCCUCUCUGCUACCCAGCGCGAGGAAGAGCCUCAGAAACCCAACUAUGCUGUCAGACUUACUCUUGCGGGCCACUUGGCGGCCGUAUCAUCAGUUAAAUUUAGUCCUAAUGGAGAAUGGCUAGCAAGUUCUGCUGCUGAUGCACUAAUUAUAAUUUGGGGAGCAUAUGAUGGGAAAUGUAAAAAGACACUCCGUGGUCAUAUUCUGGAAAUAUCAGAUGUUGCCUGGUCUUCAGAUUCUAGUCGUCUCGUUUCUGCCUCAGACGACAAGACUCUAAAGUUAUGGGAUGUAAGAUCUGGAAAAUGUUUGAAAACAUUGAAGGGACACAGUGAUUUCGUUUUCUGCUGUAAUUUCAACCCACCAUCCAACCUCAUCGUUUCGGGAUCUUUUGAUGAGAGUGUGAAAAUAUGGGAGGUGAAAACAGGAAAGUGCCUCAAGACUUUGUCUGCCCAUUCGGACCCUAUUUCGGCCGUACAUUUUAAUUGCAAUGGGUCCUUGAUAGUAUCGGGGAGCUAUGAUGGUCUUUGUAGGAUCUGGGAUGCUGCCUCAGGCCAGUGUUUAAAAACAAUUGCUGAUGAGGGUAACCCUCCUGUGUCCUUUGUAAAAUUUUCUCCAAAUGGUAAAUAUAUUCUCACUGCAACUUUGGACAAUACUCUGAAACUGUGGGAUUACAGCAGAGGCAGAUGCCUGAAGAUGUACACUGGCCAUAAGAAUGAGAAAUACUGCAUAUUUGCCAGUUUCUCUGUUACUGGUGGGAAGUGGAUUGUGUCCGGCUCGGAGGACAACAUGGUUUACAUCUGGAACCUUCAGACUAAAGAGAUUAUACAGAAGUUGCAAGGCCACACAGAUGUUGUGAUCUCUGCGGCUUGUCACCCUACAGAAAACAUCAUUGCAUCAGCAGCAUUAGAAAAUGACAGAACAAUUAAACUGUGGACGAGUGACUGCUGAAGUCUCUGGCAAUCGAUGAGUCAAGCUGAAUUAGAAACAAGAUAGAAAGGAUGAUUUCUCUGAAGCUCAGCGUGGUUUUGUAGUUCUUUUCAAAUUGUCUUUGAUUGUAUGAGUUUGAGGCAUUUUCAUUUGUGAAAUGAGAC